UCGACUCUUUGACGAUUGUCGAUUAUUGUUUCGGCCGCCAACCGCGAUCCAAAUCAAAAAUUACAGCACAGUCGCCUCGAAGAAGUGAUAAAACAUGACAGCGAAUAGUGGCCUGUGAUUGGUCUGAGCGUGCAUGAAAAAAGACGAUCGGGAUUCUUAUUGUCUCCGUCCAGAGCCGUCUUGACGGGUGUCAGUUCAUGAUAUGAACACCGGGCAAGUGUGCCGCGUCUAGCCUCGACGAUGAGGUCCAAGUCUGUCGCCAGAAGGGUCACCGCUCAAGAAGGCAGCGAAGAUGAACUAGAAGUCUCCGAGCAGCCUGAAGACACCCACAUGGACGCGGUAAUGGUCCCGCCCCAGCACGAAACCUUCACCGACUUCUCCUCCAACAACAACCUCGACGACCCUCCCAGCAAGCUCAGCCUCAAGCCCGCCGACCAACUCUUCUGUGAUGAAACCCUCAAGGCCUUCAACGGCGCCACAGACCUGGUGUACUCCAGAUGCCGCGAAGCGAUCCCGGCCUCCGGGGUCGUCCCCUGCGAGAUCGAGCUCAAGGACGGGGUCUUCGCCAAGGGCGUCAUCCCCAAGGGCACCCGCUACGGCCCGUUCAAGGGCAAGUGGGCCGGCGUCCCGCAGGAUGUGCGCUUCGCCUGGGAGGUCGUCGCCGGCUCCGGAGUCCGGGGAUGGCUGGACGGCUCCGGGGAGAGCCAGAACUGGCUCAAACUGAUCCGAAGUUGCGAUAAAAGCUCAGCGAAUAUGCGGUAUUAUCUCCAAGGAGGACAACUGUGGUACGAAACCUGCGUGGACAUUCCCAACGGGGCCGAGCUGAUCAUGGGCCCUCGGGAGCCGCUCAACCUGCAGGACAUGUUCAGCGACUCGGUCUCGGCCGACGAAAAGUCCGAUCGGGAAACAGCGUCGCAGCACAGUGGUACGGUGGACGAGCGUGAAGACGACGACGAAGACGAGUCCGAAACGCGCUGUUGCGUGUGCGACCAGCCCUUCACCGACGUAGAUAAAUUAGACGACCAUCUCAUCGUCAAGCACAACUACCGCAAGGAUGAGUACCGGUGCGACCUCUGCCCUAAAGCCUACUCCCAUCGUCCUUGCCUCAUAAAGCACCGGUCGGUGAGCCACGGCGAGCACCGGAAGUACCAUUGCGAGAACUGCCCCAAGGUGAGCCUUGCAAUGCAUUGGAGAGCCGGUCUAAGUGCGAAUUUUCAGGUAUUUACAGACCCCAGCAAUCUCCAGAGACACAUAAGAAUCCACCACGUGGGUGCCCGGUCCCAUGCGUGCCCAGAAUGCGGAAAGACUUUCGCAACAUCGUCGGGACUUAAACAACACACGCAUAUCCACUCGAGUGUGAAGCCCUUUCAGUGCGAAGUGUGCUUUAAGGCGUACACGCAAUUCUCGAACUUGUGCCGCCACAAACGGAUGCAUGCCGACUGUCGCAUGCAAAUAAAAUGCGUCAAGUGUGGGCAGUCGUUCUCGACGGUGACUUCUCUAUCGAAACAUAAACGAUUUUGUGAUUCCACAACACCAACUCCUUCGCUAAGCUCCCAGCAGAAUUUGCCCAUGGGGAGUAAUAACCCGUUCUCGAUGUAUAACACGCCGGCUUGCCCUCUCCCGUUUUUCCCAACUCACUUUUCCCCCUACCCGCCCAUUUUCCCACCGUCGGGACACCACCCAUCGUUCAUUAACCCGCUCCUGUUCAACCCCAUCCCGAAAUUGAAGAGUGAGGAAGAGCAGGACGGGCCGAAAAAACUGAGAUUGGUGAGUCCGGACCGGUUUUCCCCAGUCAAGGAGCACUUCACCCCGCCGCGAGUCCCGUCAAUUUCGGCCAAGAUUAGCCCACCAACCGCCGAAGAAGCUAAUUUGACGCCAUCGCCAGCGAGACCCAACCACAUCCUGUCGAAUCCACGGGACCAACUCAAUCAGUCUGACGACCACGAUUUCCCGAAAGACUUGUCCCGAAGCACCGAAAGUAAAACCCCCCAGUCUGUCAGUAGUGAAGAGGGUGACCAACCCCUUGACUUGAGCCUCGGUUGGAAGAAAACCCGCACCGAGAAACCCCAAAUCAAGCACGAAAUCCGCGAUUUGCUCCCCAAACCCAAGGAAGAGAAAAUCGAAGUCGUGGACUUGGAGGAGGACAAGAAGGAGGUGUUGUCCACCCCCCCGAUGGCCUACCCCCGGCCCAUCCACCCCAUGUUCUUGGAAAUGUACCGGCCGAACUUCCAGUUGCAGAACAACGACCGGUUACUACCCCCAGCGUUCGGCCCCCGGUUUCCUUUCUUAAACUCGUUGCCGUCACACAGGAUUGACUUGCUGCGGCCUGGGCUCCAGAACUUCAGCUCGAAGCCGUUUCAUGACAUGAUCCAGCAGCAAGCCCAGGGGAAGAUGAAGGACCGGUACGCUUGCAAAUUCUGCGGCAAGGUGUUCCCCCGGUCCGCGAACCUGACCCGGCACUUGCGGACGCACACGGGGGAGCAGCCCUACAAGUGCCGCUAUUGUGAGCGCUCUUUCAGCAUCUCGAGCAAUCUGCAGCGGCACGUGAGGAACAUUCACAACAAAGAGAAGCCCUUCAAGUGUCCGCUGUGCGAGAGGUGUUUCGGCCAACAAACCAAUUUAGAUCGGCAUCUGAAGAAGCACGAGGCGGACGACGGGAGCGGAGGAGUGGCCGUGGCGGACUCGCCCGGGAGCAGCAACGAGAACGAGCGGGAGGACGCGUGUUUUGACGAGAUCCGCUCCUUCAUGGGGAAGGUGACGUACGCUGGGGGCGACCCCUACAACCAGACCCGGAUCUACACGCCGCCCUCGCACAGCGUGAUCGACGUGGUGGGGAAGGACGAGGAGGACUCGGAGACGUACUCGGAGGAGGCGCCCCUGGAGGAGUUCGCAGCGAAUAAGAUCGAGGACGAAGUGCUGAACAACAACGAUCAGACUAUAAAAGUUUCCACUUAGUGAUAAGCUUGACUCAAAUAACUGUGUUAUGCAUCAACGUAAUUUAGGUGUAGUUAGUGUUAUUUAUUGUACAUACGGAGACUUGUUCGAGUCAAAAAUUAUAACUUUUUAAAGUUCCUACACGAAUUUUGUCAAUUUGUCUGAACACUUUGCACGGAAUUAAGCAAUUGUAGCACUUUUCUUUUCACACUCCUUCAGAUGUAAUAAUUGUAAGUUGUAUUGUACAUAGAGUGGUGCAUUUGUGUGACUCCCGUUGUUGUUUGUACAUAUCUAGGAGAAUUUUUUGUUGCUUCAGUUCGAUUAACAAAAAUGUACCAUAGGGAAAUUAUUUCACUCAUAGGUGAGCCAAUUCAGCCAAAGCUACGCUAAUUUUGUACAAAACAAUCUUCACUUAUUAGUAAUAAACGUACUAGUUUAUAGUUUGUUGAUAGUUUAUUAUACUCAUUUAAAUCACUCAUAUACUAGACACCUAUAUCACAAUGUAAAAUAAAUUAAUAAAUUUAUUACCAUGA
Molecule: messenger RNA, 3467 nt
Organism: Tribolium castaneum (red flour beetle)
Lineage: Eukaryota; Metazoa; Arthropoda; Insecta; Coleoptera; Tenebrionidae
Product: transcription factor hamlet
Exons: 7
Coding region: 241-2955 (904 amino acids)
Source: RefSeq, a predicted model, not a curated record